Messenger RNA from Daphnia magna, 1772 nucleotides. RefSeq lists its product as uncharacterized. The transcript has 3 exons. The record is from RefSeq and is a predicted model, not a curated record. The coding region runs from base 1086 to 1718 and encodes 210 amino acids. Lineage: Eukaryota; Metazoa; Arthropoda; Branchiopoda; Diplostraca; Daphniidae.
GAUGAUCAGUCGAUCCACAAAAUGAGUCUGUUGCAUCUGGAUUAUUUUGACGUGUUGCCACGAGUGACAGAACGAAUUCAAACGUGUAUAUAUAAGGACAGACAAUCUUUCUCGGUUUCGAAUUCGAUAUAUUGUGUCUUUAAUCGACUAACACGCAACGAUCCAUAUAUACGAGAAAAUGAAAUUUCUUUUCAUUGCCUUGGUUGCCAUGGUCACCAUUUCAAUGGCGGCUUCCCAAAUGCCACCCCCGACUGAAGUUCCUCUUCCGCCGACUGGAUCACCGUCUCCAACUGGUGGCCUACGUCCUCAACCACGUCCUCCAGGUCCUCGCCCUGCCCGGCUCACCCAGAAUUUCUAUAGACUGGCCUGAAUCCGUUUUUUUUGUGCAUCGCAAACCAAAUUCAAAUCAUUUUGCCCAUCUUCCAUGCCUUUUCCUUUUUACCAAUGGUCGUUUGCUUACUUCACCUAUUAUAAUAAAUAUAUCAAUCAUUUUUAAGCAUUAAAAAUUAUGUCUCCGCAAUGUGCCAAAAUUCAUUUUACUUGGGUUUUCCCCUUAUUGCAAUUUAAAGGGGGGGGGGGAUUUCCUUUUUUUAAUAGUUCAAACCACCCGAAUGUAUUUUUCAUAGCCAAAGGCAUUUAAAUUAUUUGACAUGAAACUGCUAUUAAAAAAAAAAAAAUGUACAUUGCAUAACGGCAAAAAGGAAAUCGCAUUUCAUCGUAUAAAGAAUCAUCGGGAGGUCUUGAACAUCUUCGGAACGUCUUCCAAAGACAUUUCCAACUUGAAAAAGUGUUUUCUUCUUUCUCCAGGGCCAUAAUCAAGACUCGUAUAUGUACUUCAUUGCUCUAUACAGUUAUGUUUGUAGUAUAUAGAGACAUGUGUUACUUCAUCGUUGACCAAAUUGCUGGCCAGAAAGAGAAAAGAUGUAGUAGACUACUAGCUAAACAGAAAACUAGGUUACGUCAUAUGUAUAGACACAAGCUGUUUCCCCCUCUAUCCUGGUGUAUACACACGCGUUUUUCAAAGUGAUCAGUAGACAGCGAAUAGGAAGAGAGGAAGGACCUUGCAAUUCUCUCCUUCAGAAAACAUGAAAUUUUCAAGUGUUUUUGUUCUGCUUGUCGUCGUUUUGCAAACGAUUCACUGCCAAAUUCGGUGGAAACGGCCGUUGCAAGCAAUCAAGUCAAAGUUAAGUGAACGGCUUUCUUCCAAUCAUCAAUUGCAAUACGUCAAUCUGAGCGAGCAGGGCAUCCAUCCAAAUCGGUUUGUCGCUCCGGCUGUUGCCCAAGACAUUGACAGAUCAACAAAGCCUAAUCAUCCGUCAGUGCAACACCAUUCAGGUCAACUCCUUGACGAAAGUGGGCAUGUCUUUGACGAGCGGGAAGAGCCGGAAGUGGCGGAAAACAAAGCCCAGUCGAGGCACUCAUCUUUAAUAGCCACUCGUGUGAUACCGAGCGGCAUCAAUCACGUGUACAGAAAAUCAAUGCCGACUGCAUCGUUGUACAGGAUGCCAAUCUACGAGCAAGAUUCUUAUCUGGAAGCGCUGGAACUGUCCAGACUUCCGUGUCAAACGCUGGAAGACCCCGACGAUUGUUACGAUUCGACGCAGCUGCUCCGUCAACGUCCCUCCACUCCGCCCAGCAAAAAGUUGUUGGCAACCAUCAGAAUCUUGGUCAAUUUCCACAAUCAACGUCCUAAACAUUCACCGUUUUCUUAUUUAUAAUUUUCAGUAAUGUUUAUUAUUAUUUAGAAAAAAUACAUGUAGUAUACCAAUUCA